AUGAUCCAAUUACUCAACAAUCCCGGUACUCACAACCCAAACUUGAACAUGGACGAAAUUCUGCCUAAUCUAUGGAUCGGAGAUCUACUAUCUACAUACAAUAUUUCCAAUCUCCAAAGCAAAAAUAUACAUGCAAUCAUAUCUGUAAACGAUCAACCUCUUCCUCAGUGGCUUCGUACCCGCUAUCUCGAACUUGGCUUCUUUCACCAUGAUUUUCGAGUACAAGAUGAUGCGCUAGAAGAUAUUCUACAUAUCAUGAAAGACACAUGCGAGAUGAUUGAUAAAUCACGCUGUGAAAAUCGUGGUGUGUUGGUUCAUUGCGGUCUCGGGAUUAGUAGAUCUGGAACAAUCGUUUUGGGAUAUGGUGAAUUUACUUUCUUUUUACUUUGUGGGUCAUGA
Botrytis byssoidea is the source of this 399-nucleotide messenger RNA. RefSeq lists its product as uncharacterized. Gene Ontology annotation, biological process: dephosphorylation. Bases 1 to 399 code for a protein of 132 amino acids. Gene Ontology annotation, cellular component: cytosol. Lineage: Eukaryota; Fungi; Ascomycota; Leotiomycetes; Helotiales; Sclerotiniaceae. The transcript is spliced from 2 exons. Gene Ontology annotation, molecular function: protein tyrosine/serine/threonine phosphatase activity. The record is from RefSeq and is a predicted model, not a curated record.